UGCGUCAUCUCAAGGUCGCCAGGGUCAAGGAGGCGGUUCCUCGGCAGCCCAAACCCACAACAACAAUAACAACAAGGACGGCGGCGGUUUCUCGGGGCCGCGUCUUCGUUGCGGCCUCCUGUGCCGCCAUCUUCGCGAAGGAACCUCUGCGGCGCGGAGGGGGGGAGGGGGGCAGGGGAGGUAGGCCGGACAACCGCCGUUCGCCGCCAUGAAGCUCCGCGUACGGCUGCAGAGGCGGACGGCUCUAUUGGAGUUGCCAGAGGCGGAACCGCAGCUGGGGGAUUUGCGUGCGCGCCUCGGCCAAACCCUCUUGCCCGCUUGGGGUUACAGUUCUGACAUCAAGUUUGCAAUAACAUUGAACAACAAAGACUCCCUUACUGGAGAUGAGGAAACCCUAGCAUCAUUUGGGAUUGUUUCAGGAGACUUGAUAUGUUUGAUAUUGGAAGAUACUGAGACAGAAUUAAGAGUAUUUCCAACUCACACUUCAUCCCUGCAUCCACAAGAGAAUAAUCAUGAGCCAUCAACUUCAGCCAUUUGUCACAACCAGUCUAAAAUUCUAGAUAGUGAAAGACACAAUGGACAUCUUCUAGAACGUACAGUUCAGAUGAAUACAGACGAUAUGGCAGAAUCCAGCCAAGCAUUUGCUUCAGAAGCUGUAUCUGAUGACUUUGACUUCCAAGAAGCUGCUGGUUCUUAUCCUUCAGAGCCAAUGCUUUGCUCUGAAGCUACGGAUGGACAAGUACCACACUCACUUCAGACCCUCUAUCAUUCUGCAGAAUGUACCAGUGCCAAUGAUGCCUUGAUAGUUUUGAUCCAUCUUAUCAUGAUGGAAACAGGAUAUAUACCUCAAGGAACAGAGUCAAAGGCAACAAGAAUGCCUGACAAAUGGCGGAACAGAGGUGUUUAUAAGCUACAGUAUGCCCAUCCCCUCUGUGAAAAUGGCAUUGCUGCCCUUACUUGUGUGCCUUUGGGAGACCUUAUUGUUAUCAAUGCAAUGCUGAAGAUUGACAUUGAUAUCAAAAGUGUGAAGAGACUACAACUUCUGCCAGCUACAUUUAUCUGCUUUGAAAACUCAGGAAAUGUUGCAGGUGUGUAUAAGGACCUUCAGAAGCUCUCUUGUCUCUUUAAAGAUCGGCUGGUGUACCCUCUUCUGGCUGCUGCUCGGCAAGCAUUAAAUCUACCAGAUGUGUUUGGCCUGGUGGUUCUUCCAUUGGAGCUGAAACUCCGAAUCUUCCGGCUCUUGGACUUUCGUUCAUUAAUUUCUUUGUCUGCUGUUUGUCAUGAUCUUUAUGCUGCUUCGAAUGAUCAGUUAUUGUGGAGGUUCAUAUACUUGCGAGAUUUUAGAGAUCCUGUUGCCAGAUCUCGAGACACAGAUUGGAAAGAACUGUACAAGAAAAAAUUGAAGCAGAAGAAAGAUGCACUGAAGUGGAGACACAUGAUGUUUCUGCCCCCUCCUCCCCUCCCAGUGCCAUUUCAUCCCAGUCCACUGUAUCCCAGUCCUUUUUGCCCUAAUCCACUUUAUCCCCCCAAUAUCAUUGGUGGUGAAUUUGAUGAGAGGCCAGCAGUCCCUUCCAUUGGUGAUCCAAUAAGCUCCCUCUUUCCUGGCCCUGCUGAGCUUCCAAGUCAAUAUCUUCCUAUUUCCCCACACUUAGAUCCAUUUUCCACUUUACCAUAUUUUGAUCCUUUUGUGUCAUUUCAAGAACCCAAUCCAACUCUCCCAGGAAGAGCCAGUCGGAGCCGCCCAAUUGAUAGCCGCCGUGCAUUCAUAUGAGAACUCUUUCAGCCUUAUUGAUAAAGUUUUAAACCUCUCUUUGUGGGCUUACUUUAAAACUGUAUAGUAACAUACUUCAGCUUCAGAGCUAUGAUGUCUGCUGUUUUAAAAUUAUGACAGUGCAUAAGUACUACCGCAUCUUGAUUCCAUAGACUUGGGCCCAACAGUUCAGUGCAAACAAUUUGUCCUGCCUCCCUUGGAAAUGCAGAUCCUUUUUGCAAGAAUAUUGUGGGACACUAUUCUUUUCAUUUACAGUGGCAGGCUCCUUCUUAGAAACGAAAAGGUUUGCUUUUGUUGCAUCAGAUAAAAAGCACUUUAAAAUAUAAACUAAGUUGGUCUGGGUUGUUUUAAUUUUUAAAUCUGUCAUUUAAAUAUUUGUGCUAUGUUCUUUUCUUCCAGUAAUUAGCCUGACUAAAUGCUUUUUCCAUGAAAAGAUUUUCUGUUCUAUGCAAUAUCUGGCACUUGGAAAGCUACAAAAACCAGCUGAUUUGAUUGUUCUUUGGAUACUUCAUAUAUUUUCUUUAUUACUUGAAAAGCAAUGUUAGUAUUGGGGAUUUCAAAGCACAAAGAAUAUUGAGUUAAAAUGAUUUUUUUUACAUAUGAGAGAAUAAGACAUUGAACUGUUCACCUUACAAACAGUUGAAUAAUAACAUGCUAUAGUAUAACCCAGAAGAUGAGAAAUGGUGAAUGUCAGAAGCUCUGGCAAAAAGUUGCUGCCUUUCUAUUUCAAUUUUUUUGUAGUAAAUUUCAACAGAAAGUACCCUAAGUACUUUAUGAAAUAAAAUGACAGGGCCAUCCGUACAUUUAAAUAAUCAUUGCUUAAUAGUUUUUAACAUUUUUCAGCCAACUAAGUUGGGUUAACAUUCCUAGUUACUUUUAAAUGUAUAAUUACAAGACGUGCAAUUCUUAGGGAUAAAUAGACAUAACUGUCUAGUUCAGUGUUUCUCAACCUUGACCAUUUUAAGGCAUGUGAACUUCAACUCCCAAAAUUCCAUAGACAGCAUUGCUGGCUGUGGAAUUCUGGGAGUUGAAGUCCACAUGUCUUAAAAUGGUCAAGGUUGAGAAACACUGGUCUAGUUGAUCAGUUGAUAAGUGAUAUUUCUUAUUAGAAGGUAAUCUAAGGUUGAGCACAAAUAAUAUAACCAUGGAUGAUUCUCCAUUGAUGGCUUUUCAAGGGAAAAUGUAUUAUCUUUGCUAUUCCAAAUUUUUUUCUGUAUCGUAUUUUCAGUCUUAUUUAAAAAACAAAAAGAGUUACUUAAAUGCACUGAUUUUGAUGUGUCAGUUUUGUAUCAUCCUAAAUAUCAGUUUGAUGAGGGAUUGAACUAAACUGAGAGAAUUCCAUAGAUGGCUGUUAUGUCUUAUAGCUCAAAUUCUAAAUUUCAUGAUUUUACAUUAAGGAGCUAACAUAUUAAGUACUUAAAUUAAAGAUGUGAUUGUACUAUAUUUAGAAUAUAUAGUACUUUAUAUGUAGAGUAUUAUAAAGAUGUGUUUAUUUACUAUCACAAGGAGUGUUCAGUAUUUGUGACUGCUGAUUAAUUAUUCUGUUAGGAAUUUCUCUAGGUUAGUUCUCUCCUUGAUUAGUUUCCAUCCUUUGCUUCUUGCCCUGUCUUCUGGUGCUUUGGAGAAUAAAUUGACCCCCUCUUCUU
This is a messenger RNA of Crotalus tigris (Tiger rattlesnake), 3417 nucleotides long. RefSeq names its product F-box protein 7 (gene FBXO7). Gene Ontology annotation, biological process: positive regulation of autophagy of mitochondrion; autophagy of mitochondrion. Gene Ontology annotation, molecular function: protein kinase binding. The transcript is spliced from 9 exons. The coding region runs from base 209 to 1771 and encodes 520 amino acids. The record is from RefSeq and is a predicted model, not a curated record. Lineage: Eukaryota; Metazoa; Chordata; Lepidosauria; Squamata; Viperidae.